CUCAUUGGGGAGGGCUCUGGCUUCUCCCACUCAUGGACUUUGGCUAAGAGCAGAACUUUUGUCUGCUCUGUGCAGCGGAAGCCAAGCAGGGUAAAGAGUCCUAGGCACGGCAAGGAUUAGCUACUCUUGCUGCUCCGGCCGGUGUCUGCGGAGGUUGUCAACACACACAUCAAGUGAGAAGGCCUUCAGUGAGACUCCACCAUGUGGUGCUAUGUGGUGCUCAUCAGUAUCGUUUGGACUGUGCUCUGGUUCUUCCGUGACCGGCAAAUGUUGAGCUCUUUCAAGGAUAAGUAUGUUUUCAUCACGGGCUGUGAUACAGGUUUUGGCAACAUGCUGGCCAAGCGGCUUGACAAGAAGGGCUUCCAGGUGCUGGCAGGUUGCCUGACUCAGAAAGGGGCUGAUAACCUGCAGCGGGCCAGUUCACCAAACUUGCGCGCCACCUUGCUUGACGUCACCAGCACCGAGAGUAUCCGCAAAGCAGUGGAGUGGGUGAAGGGUGAAGUGGGUGAAAAAGGGCUCUUUGGUCUGGUGAAUAAUGCAGGCGUGGCCAACCCUAUUGGCCCCACAGAAUGGAUGAGUGUUGAGGAUUACCGCAAGGUCAUGACUGUCAACACGUUUGGCAUGAUUGAGGUCUCUUUGGCCUUUCUGCCUUUGCUCAAGCGAGGCCGCGGCCGCGUGGUCAACACCUCCAGUGUCUUGGGUCGCCUUUCAGCCAAUGGUGGUGGCUACUGUGUUUCCAAAUACGCCGUGGAGGCCUUCUCCGACAGCCUCAGGAGGGAUAUGUACCAUUUUGGGGUAAAGGUCUCCAUCGUGGAGCCGGGCUUCUUCAAGACAGCAGUUACCAAUCUUGAAUCAAUAGAGGCUUCCUUGCAGCAGCUGUGGGACCGCAUGAGUCCUGAGGCCCGGCAGAGCUACGGCGAAGAUUUCUUUCCUAGCUACCUGAAGGUUCAGAAGUUCAUCAUGAACAUCAUCUGCGACCCAGACCUUAGCAAAGUGACCAACUGCAUGGAGCACGCCCUUCAGGCCAAACACCCUCGCUCUCGCUAUAGCGCUGGCUGGGAUGCCAAGUUUGUGUGGCUGCCGGCCUCUUACCUACCUGCCUUCCUGGUGGACAUCGUUCUGGCUGUCAUCCUCCCCAAGCCAGCCCAGCGGGUCCGCUAGACUCCAAAACAGCUAACCUUUUCCCGGGCCCAACUGUGAAGCAGACCACAUUUCCAAAGAAUUAUGAGGAAAUAAAAGAUGCAAUCUGUUGCUAAGCCAGCCAGCUCGUUCCACA
Molecule: messenger RNA, 1276 nt
Organism: Elgaria multicarinata webbii
Lineage: Eukaryota; Metazoa; Chordata; Lepidosauria; Squamata; Anguidae
Gene: RDH5
Product: retinol dehydrogenase 5
Exons: 5
Coding region: 202-1161 (319 amino acids)
Biological process (GO): retinoid metabolic process; steroid metabolic process
Cellular component (GO): intracellular membrane-bounded organelle
Molecular function (GO): all-trans-retinol dehydrogenase (NAD+) activity
Source: RefSeq, a predicted model, not a curated record